CUCCCCGAACCUGCGCUUGACCAAUCACCUGAGGGAAAAUACAUUGAAGGCGGGUUCGACGCUUCCGAUUGGCUGUCCAGCGUAUUGACAUCGUGCAGAAAUGCAGAAAUCAACGGGCUAAAAUCACCUUCAUAUUCGCCAACACGAUGGACAGUUUAUCCCGGCGGCUUCGGGAGACGCUCGUCUCGUAUCACAGUCUGAAUGAAACCGAGUGGAACAUCGCUAAGAAAUCAAAGGAUGUGACCGUUUGGAGGAAACCAUCGGGGGAGUUCAGCGGCUUUCUAUAUAAAGCCGAAGGAACUGUGCCGGAUAACCCGCGCAGGAUCAUCGAGUUCAUGAUUCCCGGACCCCGCAGGAUGGAGUGGGACAGUCUGAUGACGUCACUGGAGAUCGUGGAGACUCUGGACGAGGGCUGCUGUGUUGUGAAGUACUCUACUGCUGGCCAGCUGUGGAACAUCAUCUCUCCACGGGAGUUUGUGGAUUUCUCCUACACCUGUGAUUAUCAGCGCGGCCUGCUGUCCUGCGGCGUGAGCGUGGAGCACUCGGAGCAGACCCCCGGGCUGGUUCGGGGCUUUAAUCACCCGUGUGGCUGGUUCUGUGUGCCGACGGAGGAUCCCGCGGUCAGUCUUCUGACCGGCUUCAUCCAGACGGACCUGAGGGGAAUGAUCCCGCAGAGCGCAGUGGACACGGCCAUGGCUGCGGGACUGGUGCGCUUCUACCGGGAGCUGACACGCGCGCUGGCCGCCGAGCCGUCAUGACACACACACUGAAGACACAGCUGCUCUCCUCAGACACUAAAUAAUCCUCACAGGACACUUAUUUAUUAUUGCACCUCAUAUUUUGUUUUUGUCCGUGUUUACUUUUACUGUUUUACUGGUUAAAUGUUUUACUGGUUAAAUGUGAUUACAAAUAUUGGUAUUUUUCCAUAAAAUUAUGUUUAAAAAAAUCCUAUAAAUCAUCUCUCUCUCUCUCUCUUUGAGCGACACACAAACACAUGUGGACUUUAUUACAAAUAAACAAAUCACAGUUCAUUUGUGUUUCCAUAUUGAC
Messenger RNA from Pimephales promelas (fathead minnow), 1050 nucleotides. Lineage: Eukaryota; Metazoa; Chordata; Actinopteri; Cypriniformes; Leuciscidae. The record is from RefSeq and is a predicted model, not a curated record.